AUGGAGCGUGAUAUGUUGGAAGUUGAACAAUGUCAGAAGCGUGCAUCGGCUCGUUUAUCCGACAAGCAGAAGAUCUCUCCGAUUCCGGUGGACAGUGACGAUAGCGACGACGAUGGCCGACUACAGAUUGCCUGGGAAGAAGAGCAAAAUACAACUCAGUCCACGCACAGUGAGGAGUCCCAAUCAACGGAGACGAGCAGCACCAGAUCUUCAAUCGGGAAAUCUAUUCAGGAUACAAUACUGAAAGAUCUACAGCUGUACAACCGAUCUCCGCUUAACAGAUGGAGCUCCAUGAUCACGUUACAGAACCAUCAACUACCGAUAAUAUUUCACAAGAAUAUGGCACGGAAUUAUCCUACCGUCAACCGAACGCCGGAACAGUUGGAGACUCGUCGCCGCAACACCGAAGCUGCCCGUAUCAGCAGAGCUAAGACGAAAAUGGCGCAAAGGAUGAUGGAGAAGGAAGCGGAAGAAUUAAGUGUAACGAAUUCUGCAGUAAAGCGAGUGGUGGCAGCGCGAUUGGUGUACGUCAACGCUAUCAACAAACUGCUGAAUUUUCCCCAGAUUCAAUUAAGUUCCUUCAAGGACAUCGAAAGCGAAAACUUGGAGGCGUUCGAGUAA
Anopheles nili is the source of this 621-nucleotide messenger RNA. RefSeq lists its product as uncharacterized. NCBI's taxonomy places the organism in Eukaryota, Metazoa, Arthropoda, Insecta, Diptera, Culicidae. The coding region runs from base 1 to 621 and encodes 206 amino acids. Gene Ontology annotation, molecular function: DNA-binding transcription factor activity. The record is from RefSeq and is a predicted model, not a curated record. Gene Ontology annotation, biological process: regulation of DNA-templated transcription. The transcript has a single exon.